CAGAAGAGGAAGUUAUAAAAAUUAAAAGAUUUGGGCAGCGGCAGACCGCAACAAUGAAGAUGCAAGUCCAUAAUGUGUUCUUAUUUUUGAUUUUAUACAUUUGCGUUCAAAAUGUCGACAGCGAAUGUCCAAAUGGUUACUGGGGAACUGAGUGUAAGGAAGAGUGUGAGGUUAACUGUGGAUAUAAAUGUGAUCAGUCAACUGGAGUAUGUAGUUACUGUACAAACGGCUUUUGGGGGGACUAUUGUCAAAAUAAGUGUCUGGGAAACUGCAGCUCUUAUGGAUGCAAUAAACGUGCUGGAAGUUGUUACUCUUGUCCUGAUGGUUUGUAUGGUACAACGUGCAAAAAUACGUGUAUUACAAACUGCAAAAAAUGCCGUAUGACGACCGGCGUAUGUACAACAUGUAAUGUUGGUUGGUUGGGAGAAAACUGUAACUACACAUGCGGUCCAAACUGCAAAUUGUGUGACAAAUUAACAGGUGUGUGUGAGAUAUGUAAAAACGGAUACUGGAAUAUUUCUUGUGACGAAACAUGUUCGGAGACGAAUUGUGAAAUGUGUAGUAUCACAUCAGGAGAAUGUCAGACGUGUAAAGCAGGAUUUUGGGGAGAAAACUGUCAGAAAACUUGUGGAAACUGUAUGUCAGAUAAGUGUGGAAGAAUUGAUGGACGAUGUAAAUCCUGUCAAUCAGGAUUUGCUGGACUUAACUGCUCAAUCCUUUGUAAUGCUGAUAAUUGCAGAUCGUCCUCGUGUAGUGUAAAUUAUAGGUGCUAUGCAUGUCAGUCUGGAUACUGGGGAACCUUUUGUGAACAGAAAUGCAGUCAAAAUUGUUCAUCAAGCUGUAAUAAAAGCAAUGGAAAUUGUAGCAGCUGCACUUCCGGUCUCUGGGGAGAUAAUUGUAACAAAACAUGCAUGUACAAUAAUUGUUCCUCAUCAAGUUGUAUUAGAUCAAACGGACAGUGUAGUACUUGCAAUACUGGACUUUGGAGCUUAUUGUGUAAUGAAACCUGUAGCCAUGGUUGUUCGUCUUCGGACUGUAAUAGGAACGACGGAAAGUGUAGCAGAUGCAAGAAUGGACUUUGGGGCGAAUUUUGUCAGAAUACUUGCGGUCAAGGUUGUUCUUAUUCAACGUGUAGAAAAAGUGAUGGAUAUUGUAGUUCCUGUAAAAGCGGAUACUGGGGAGACAUUUGUAACCAAACAUGCAGCAGAGGUUAUUCAUCAGAUUGUGCUAAAAGUUAUGGAAAGUGUAGUAGUUGCAUUGCCGGACUAUGGGGAGAUAAUUGUAACAAUACCUGCAUGUAUUACUGUUCCUCUUCAAGCUGUAUUAGAUCAAAUGGUCAAUGUAGUACUUGCAACUCUGGGCUUUGUGGUUUAUUUUGUAAUGAAACAUCUAGUCAUAAUUGUUCGUCCUUGGACUGUAAUAGGAACGAUGGAAAGUGUAUCAGAUGCAGGAAUGGGCUUUGGGGCGAUUUUUGUCAUAACACUUGCGGUCAAGGUUGUUCCUAUUCAACGUGUAGAAAAAGUGAUGGAUAUUGCAGUAAUUGCAAACGCAGAUAUUGGGGAGCCAUUUGUAACAAGACAUGCAGCCAAGAUUGUUCAACCUGUAACAAAGAAACUGGUUUAUGCAUUGCAUGCAAUCCUGGAUUGUGGGGUCUAUCAUGCGAAAAAGAAUGUAAUCAGUCGUGUUCCUCUUCUGAAUGCUAUAUUGCGUCCGGCGAAUGUAAGAAUUGCAAGUUGAAUAGAUGGGGAAAGUUUUGUGAAAAUAUAUGCAGCAAAAAUUGUUCUUGGGGUUGUCACAGACAAACUGGCCAUUGCUUAAUUUGUGGAAACAGAUAUUGGGGUCAGGAUUGUUCAUACAUGUGCAACAACUCAAAAUGUGAACAGUGCUCUAUUACGAAUGGGUUCUGUACUUUGUGUCAACCUGGAUUUUGGGGUGAAGACUGUCAGUCUACAUGUAAGUCUGAUCAAUGUCUUCAAUGCUACAGAGACACUGGUUUUUGCAGUGCAUGUCCGCCAGGUCGAUGGGGAUCACUUUGUCAAAACACAUGCCUGGAUGAGUGUCGUUGUUGCAGCAUCAAUACUGGAUCUUGCUCAUUGUCAUGUCCUGAUAUUUUAGAUGCUGGCAGUUUAGCACAAAAGGAUACACCAGCUGUCACAAUUAUUGUCGUUACGGUCAUCUGCAUUGCUGUUAAUGCUGUUGCCUUUGGAUUAAAUGGUGUUAUUAGACACAUAUUAAGACGACGGAAAUAUAGAAAGGAACAGAACGGAGCAAAAAGUAAAAAUGGUUAUGCUGCUAAAAGGUGUUCAGUGUACCGUGGAGAAUUACCCUGUUAUCUGUCUGAACUUUUUCCAAAUACCGUUUUAGAAGCAAAUACAUACAAUUUGAGAAACAAUUCUGACUAUGCUACUAUGGCACGCCGGCUUGAAAUCUAUGCUAAAUCUACAAUACCUUCAUCUAUCAAACUUUGGAACAAUUUGGACACUCAUUCUCGUACUGUAGACUCCUUAUCAGCUUUUAAACGUAAUCUAAAAGAAAAAUUUAAACCCCCAAUAGUUCCCCCAUUCUUCAUUUCUGGUGAAAGAUUUUCACAGGUCCAUCAUGCAAGAAUACUUAAAUAUGCCGACAGCGCAUGUCCCAGAGGUUACUGGGGAACUGACUGUAAGGAAGUGUGUGAGGUAAAUUGCAAUUCGUGUGAUGAGGCAACUGGUGUAUGCGGUUCUUGUAGAACCGGCUUUUGGGGUGACUACUGUAAUAGAAAUUGUCCAGAAAACUGUAGCUCUUCUUCAUGCCGUAAAUAUGACGGAAGUUGUUACUCAUGUCCUGAUGGUUGGUAUGGAACAACGUGCAACAAUGCGUGUAAUAUAAAUUGCAGGAACUGUCAUAAAACGACUGGCGAAUGCACAAUAUGUCAUAUUGGAAGGUGGGGAGAAUUCUGUAACUUCACAUGCGCUCCAAACUGCAAAAUAUGUGACAAAUUAGCAGGUGGGUGUGAGACAUGUAAAAACGGAUACUGGAAUAUUUCUUGUGACAAAAGAUGUUCUGCGUCGAAUUGUGAUAUUUGUAGUAUCACAUCAGGAGAAUGUCAGACGUGUAAAUCGGGUUUUUGGGGAGAAAACUGUCAGAAAAAUUGUGGAAAGUGUAAGUCAGAUAAGUGCAGUAAAAUUGAUGGACGAUGCACAUCAUGUCCAUCUGGAUAUGCUGGUCAUUACUGCACUAUACAAUGUAGUGUUUAUAAUUGCAGCUCGUACUCAUGUAGUAUAAAUUAUAGGUGUUAUGCAUGUAAAUCUGGAUACUGGGGUGACUUUUGUGAACAUAAAUGCAGUCAAAACUGUUUAUCAAGUUGUAAAAAAAGCGAUGGAAAUUGUAGCAGCUGCACUUCCGGUCUCUGGGGAGCUAAUUGUGACAAGAUAUGCAGCAAAAGUUGCUCAUCAAGCUGUGAUAAAAGCAGUGGAAAUUGUAGCAGCUGCACUUCCGGUCUCUGGGGUGCUAAUUGUGACAAUAAAUGCAUGUACAAUUGUUCCUCUUCAAGCUGUAUUAGAUUAAACGGACAAUGUAGCAGUUGCACAAAUGGACUUUGGGGCGAAUUUUGCCAGAAUAAUUGCGGUCAAGGUUGCUCAUAUACAACGUGUAGAAAAGGUGAUGGAUAUUGCAGUUCUUGCAAAAGCAGAUAUUGGGGUGACAUUUGUAACAAGGCAUGCAGCCAAAAUUGUUCAAGCUGUAGUAAGGAAUCUGGUAUAUGCAUUGCAUGCAAUCCUGGAUUGUGGGGACCAUCAUGCGUAAAUGAAUGUAAUCAGUCGUGUUCCUCUUCUGAAUGUGAUACUGUGUCCGGCGAAUGUAAGAAUUGUAAUUUAAAUAGAUGGGGAAAGUUUUGUGAAAAUAAAUGCAGCGCGUCUUGUUCUUGGGGUUGUCACAGACAAACUGGACAUUGCUUAAUUUGUGGAAACAGAUAUUGGGGUCAGGAUUGUUCUAACAUGUGCAACAGCUCAAGAUGUGAACAAUGCUCUAUAACGAAUGGAUUAUGUACUAUUUGUCAACAUGGAUUUUGGGGUGAAAACUGUCAGUCUACAUGUAACUCUGAUAAAUGUCUUCAAUGCGACAGAGCCACUGGUUAUUGCAGUGCAUGUCCACCAGGUCGAUGGGGAUUACUUUGUCAAAAGUUAUGCAGGGAUGAGUGUCCAUGUUGCAACAUCAAAACCGGAACUUGCACAUUGUCAUGUCCUAGUGUUUCAGAUUCUGGCAAAUUAGCACAAGAUGAGACACAAACUGUCACAAUUAUUGUCGUUGCGGUCAUCUGCAUUGCUAUUAUUGCUGUUGCGUUUGGAUUAAAUGGUGCUAUUAGACACAUAUUAAAACGAAGGAAAUUUACGAAGGAACAGGACGGAGCAAAAGGUUCAAAGGCUUCAACAGAAAUGGGCAACUAUCCAUCCACAUCGACAAUAAAACGAGAUCCAAUGUACAUCAAUGUUACUGAAUCUAAUAUAAGUGAACUACCAUCCACUGAAUCAAGCCUGAGUGAACUACCAUCAGAUCAUGUCUAUGAACGAUUAAGGCAUUGAAGGGUUUGGGUACCUAUUUUUCCAAUAUUGGUCUGAAAAUUGUUACAAUUUUGCAUCAGGCUUCUUAAAAUUGUGAUGGUCAAAUAUUAUACAAAGGUUGUUGUUUUUAAUAAUGGUGUUUCAUCUCAAUCGCUUGUUACCUACGUUUUGUACAAGCUAUGUAAAAUAGUUUGAAAAGGGACAUAACUUUGACGUUACAAUCUAUUGAUUAGUAUAAUGAUAUUAUUUUAAAUUUAUUUGUCAAUUCCUACACUGUCACAUGGUAUGAAUUAGAUAUUCAUAAUUUUAUAUAUAUCGUGUUUGGCAUAUUACUUUAUAACCUACUCAGAAACAAAGUUUACUUGGCAUUCAAAACUCUAACAAAAGUUUCCAAAAGAACUCGUAUUUCUGUAAAAUUGCUUUCUUAGUUUGAAAUUAAACAUGUCAUUUAAACAAUAUCAGUAAGCUUGUUAAAACAGGUAGAUAACAGACACAAGUUAGCACUUUUACUAUACAACGUUACAUUUUUGUAAUUCGCUUGGAGCAGAAAACCAAUACAAAAGUUUAAUUGGAUUAACAUUACAAACAUGCUUAUUCUGGUAAAUUACAUAAUUUUAUGCUUAAGAAUUCUGGGGUUUUUUUAUUUGCG
This is a messenger RNA of Ruditapes philippinarum (Manila clam), 5184 nucleotides long. RefSeq names its product multiple epidermal growth factor-like domains protein 10. NCBI's taxonomy places the organism in Eukaryota, Metazoa, Mollusca, Bivalvia, Venerida, Veneridae. Gene Ontology annotation, molecular function: scavenger receptor activity. The record is from RefSeq and is a predicted model, not a curated record. The transcript is spliced from 9 exons. Bases 54 to 4556 code for a protein of 1500 amino acids.